Rotaria sp. Silwood2 is the source of this 1755-nucleotide messenger RNA. The record is from the annotation of a GenBank genome assembly. Lineage: Eukaryota; Metazoa; Rotifera; Eurotatoria; Philodinida; Philodinidae.
AUGUCAAGUUUAGUUGAGAAUGAUAUUAAUUCUGCUGUUUAUCGUUCAACAGAUCCGAUAAAUAAUUUUAAAAUUCGAGUUAAAUUAGAACGUUUAACAUCAAGUGCAUUAUUACCUAGUUUACAACGAAUAAAAAUUGAAGAAGAUUUAUCCCGUUUACUUAAUAUAGAUGAUAAACAACCGGAAAAAGCUAAAGCUUCAAAAACAGAUGUAGCUCAAGCAUUAGAAGAAUCAAAACGAUCUGACUAUGAAGAAGUUGUUAUUGGUUGGCAACAGAAACUAUUUAGUCGUCUUGAAUUUGAGCAAUAUGGAAAAGUUACUGGGCCUGACAGUUCAGCACUUGAAAGAAAAUAUUUUGAUGAUAUACAAAAAAUGAAAGCAAAUCGAAAACAACCUGGACGUAUAUUUACUUAUAUUGAGAAUGAUCCAUAUUGUAUUGCAAAAGAUCUUGACUAUUUUGUGACGGAUUCACCAAAUGAAGAACCAAGUCAAUUAUCACUAGGAGUUAAUAAUAUUCGAAAACGUCGUGCUGUUCAACCACGUUUUAAAAUAAGUGACGAAGAAUACUUACCAAAAACAAAUCUUAUUAAUCGAAAACCAACACCUGAUGAUCUUCGUACAAAUCAUUUAGCUUCGUUACCACAUCAAACAAUGUAUAUAAUGGCUGACUUAAGUGAUAUUAUUAAUACUGCUACAGCACAAGUUCUUGUUUUACCUCAACCGAUAAAUGAACGUGUUUUAUGUACAAUACAGGUUUAUUCAAAUGGUACAAUUGUAUUAGAACCUGAUUUUAAUAAUGGUAAAACGGCAUAUAUUGUUGAAACAGGAAAUAUAAAUAAUGAAGUAUAUCAUUAUUAUUUGGAACAUGCUUCAGUAUUAAUAAAUAAGGAUGAUUUUACAAAAGAACGAAAAUUAUUAAAUGAAGUUCGUUUAAGAAAACAAACACAUUUGGCACAAUUAGUUGGAAAUGAUUUUGAAAUGCCAUUACCUGCUGUUCUAAGAUUAAAUGUAUUUGGUGAAAUUGUUAGUGGAAAAAAUUUUGAAUAUGAUGAUCUUUAUGUUUAUUAUUGUUUAGAUUUACCAGAAAAUUGGCGUGCUGAAGCUUCAAUGAUUUUUUCAGGUUAUACUCCUACAGCAAGUGCAACAGAGUCAAGUAAAAAUGAUGAUAUCGUUUAUUAUUCGCAUCCAUUCGAAUUUGAACUUUGGUAUAUGCCAUCGAUUGAUUCAGCUGAUCAUGAACUUCCUCAAAUGCCAAAAAUCUAUUUUCAAGUUGCCUCACAAGAUGGAUGGGGUCGUCAUCGAACAGAAGGAUAUACAUAUAUUGAUAUUCCAAGUUUUCCUGGAUUUUAUGAUGAAGAAUUAUCAUGUUGGCGACCACGUGGUGCUUCAAUAUUUAAUGAACUUCGACGAUUUUUUAUUGGUGGUUCAAAUGAACUUGAAGAUAUUAGUUAUGUUGCUAUUCCGAAACAAUUUCAAAGUGAAAAAAAUAAAAAUCCAUUCAGUCGUUUUGGUUUUCGUACUGUAACAACAGGAACAUUAAACGUUCGACUUAAUGUUAUUUUUCAAUCACAAGAAAUUGCUCUGGAAUAUGGUAAAAAACGUGGUGCUCAUGAAAGACGUCAUUAUGGAUUUAAUGCAUUCAUGUCAAAUAUUAAUACAACUCUUGAUGCAUACGAAAAUGCAAAACGACGUGCAUUGGAAGUACGAGAAUCAACAUUAAAAUUACUUACACCAAAAGUACCUGCAUAUGAAUGA